Messenger RNA from Pipistrellus kuhlii (Kuhl's pipistrelle), 1844 nucleotides. RefSeq names its product hydroxysteroid 17-beta dehydrogenase 3 (gene HSD17B3). The record is from RefSeq and is a predicted model, not a curated record. Gene Ontology annotation, molecular function: oxidoreductase activity. Gene Ontology annotation, cellular component: endoplasmic reticulum. The transcript is spliced from 11 exons. Bases 546 to 1499 code for a protein of 317 amino acids. Lineage: Eukaryota; Metazoa; Chordata; Mammalia; Chiroptera; Vespertilionidae.
CCAAAGCUUUAAAUGCAUGUUCACAGCUGCUAACCACCGAGCAAAUGUUCUCCUGAAGAUGGGAACACCGGAAAAAGAUGAAGAGAAUGACUGACUAAAAAAUUGUGAGAGUCCAGUCAUGACCUGUGAACACCACACCGAGGGUAUAAAAACUGUGGGAACUACAGAGCAGUAGCUGCGAGGGGCAUGAGUCCCUUAAAUUUAGAUCACAUCUUGCAGGCUGAGAGUUUGAUCAAAGGGGUGGGAGAGGUUUUUUUUGUUUUUUUUUUUGUUUUUUUAAGGAAACAACAGAUCCCAAUGGAGUCACCUGUACUAAUCCCCCAGUCAGCAAACCAAGGCUUCAUAUCUAACCUAACUGCAGUUUUAGCCUGUCCCAGGAAUGUAAUAUUUAACCAGUUAAUUUGCAUUAGCUGGUCAAUACUAGUGAGGUAGUCUUCUGUCUUCCAUAGGUAGAUGAAUUUGCCUGAGAUAAUCCAACCUUUGAUAGGAACUUCCUCUUUGAAUAGUUGAAUAAAGUCAAUGAGAUAUUUGAACUUCCUCGGGUGAUGUGUGUGUUUUUUAACACUGGCAUCUUUCACUUUCCUCUCCAGGGCUCCUCUUCACCCGCAGGUACUCACAAGUCAUUUGAUAUACGGCCACACCUGGAGAUGAGGGAGAUCAUACCCCAGGGCUUGAUCAGUGGGCACAGGAGCCGAUGGACAACACCCUCUACUUCUGUACUGAUCACCGGAGCAGGAGACGGGAUUGGGAAAGCUUAUUCAUUUGAGCUGGCAAGACAAGGCCUCAAUGUUGUGCUGAUCAGCCGGACGCUGGGAAAACUACAGGCUAUUGCCGUGGAGAUUGAGCGCACUACAGGGAGGAGCGUGAAGGUUAUCCAAGCAGAUUUCACCAAGGACGACAUCUACGAGGGUAUUAAAGAAGAACUCAAAGGCUUAGAGAUUGGGAUUUUAGUCAACAAUGUUGGAAUGAUCCCCAGCCUUCUCCCGAGCCAUUUCCUUAACACACCAGACGACAUCCAGAGCCUCGUCCAUUGCAACAUCACCUCGGUAGUGAAGAUGACCCAGCUCAUUCUGAAACACAUGGAGGCGAGGAGGAAAGGGCUCGUCCUGAACAUUUCUUCCGGGGUGGCCCUCUUCCCCUGGCCUCUCUACUCCAUGUACUCGGCUUCCAAGGCUUUUGUGUGCACCUUUUCCAAGGCCCUGCAGGAGGAGUACAAGGAGAAGGGGGUUAUUAUCCAGGUGCUGACCCCCUAUGCUGUUUCAACCCCAAUGACAAAGAACCUCAACACCAGCCUGAUAACCAAGACUGCUGAUGAGUUUGUUAAAGAAUCACUCAAUUAUGUCACAUUUGGCAAUGAAACCUGCGGCUGCCUCACCCAUGAAAUCCUGGCGAGCUUUCUGAGCCUGAUCCCGUCAUGGGCCAUCUACAGCAGCUUGGUCAAGAAGCUACUUCUGACUCAUUACACCAACUAUCUCAAGAGGAAUGCCAACAUCAGAUAGUCUUGGGGGCCUGGGGGGCCAUCCAGCAUCAUUUUCUUCACCAGGUUCUGCAUUGAGUGCAGAGGGUCAAGGAACAGACCAUCACCCAUCACCCCCUGAAGCUGAAGGUCCAUGCCACAGACACAGUAUCUACAAUACAAGUUGUGUGCCAAUUAGCUCACGUUAGAAUCAAGGAUUAAUGGAAAUAGGCUUUGAAAAUUCCCUGAGCAUAUGAAUCCAGUUCAUUCAUACAAGCAAAACUUAGUUUAGCUUAUUUUGCAAGAUUAAAGAUGGAACUCAGGGCAGGCUGCCCUCAAAUAUGUCACUUUGGCAUAUUUAUGAUUUUGAAUUAAAAUUACUUAAAUA